GUCAUGGCUUCUCCCAACCCCUGGGACCCGGCACCGGCGCCAAACGGUGCUGGGCUACUGUUGAGCCACUUCGUAGCUUCAGGGAUAGUCACUCAGGAGAUGUUAAAUAUACCUAAGAAAACAGCUCCUUGUUUUAUGAACUUCUCCAAACUACAGCAGAUCACAAAUAUGCAAGCUGAAAUCUACCAGAAAAACCUGGAAAUUGAACUCCUGAAACUAGCAAAGGAUACAGCAGAUAUUGUUCAUCCUUUCUUUUUGGCUCAGAAGUGUCAAACUCUGCAAAGCAUGAAUAAUCAUUUGGAAGCAGUGCUAAAAGAGAAGAGGUCCCUCAGGCAAAGACUAUUGAAACCCAUGUGCCAGGAAAACUUACCUAUUGAAGCUGUUUAUCACAGACCAAGGCUUUCGCAAAGAUGGAUAUUUUGGUGACUGAGACAGAAGAACUAGUAGAGAAUAUACUCAAGUGGCGAAAACAACAAAAUGAAGUUUCUUCUUAUA
Molecule: messenger RNA, 495 nt
Organism: Propithecus coquereli (Coquerel's sifaka)
Lineage: Eukaryota; Metazoa; Chordata; Mammalia; Primates; Indriidae
Gene: HAUS2
Product: HAUS augmin-like complex, subunit 2
Exons: 5
Coding region: 4-426 (140 amino acids)
Biological process (GO): centrosome cycle; spindle assembly; microtubule nucleation
Cellular component (GO): centrosome; HAUS complex; mitotic spindle microtubule
Source: RefSeq, a predicted model, not a curated record